Messenger RNA from Leptomonas pyrrhocoris, 1144 nucleotides. Its product is annotated as arginine N-methyltransferase type I (PRMT6). The record is from RefSeq and is a predicted model, not a curated record. The transcript has a single exon. Gene Ontology annotation, biological process: peptidyl-arginine methylation. Gene Ontology annotation, molecular function: protein-arginine N-methyltransferase activity. Lineage: Eukaryota; Euglenozoa; Kinetoplastea; Trypanosomatida; Trypanosomatidae. Bases 56 to 1144 code for a protein of 362 amino acids.
GCGCCGGACACCGGUCAGCAUCAAUUCGACAAGGUCGUCGUAAGGCUCUUGUGUCAUGCAGCAUCAGGAAGACUACGCCUCCGAUGCCUCCAAGGAUGAGCAGUACUUUGAGGGCUACGCGGAUUUGGGCGUGCACAAGGUCAUGCUGAAGGACCGUCCACGUAUGGACUUCUACAAGGGCAUCCUGACAGACAAGAACAUCGUAGAGGGGAAGUUGGUGGUGGAUGUCGGCUCCGGUAGCGGCAUUCUUUCUUGUUGGGCGGCGCAGUCUGGAGCAGCGCACGUGCUCUCCAUUGAGGCGUCCUCGAUGUCUGACAUUCAGCAGCAAAUUGUUCACGACAACAACCUGGCAGACAAGGUGACUGUCGUGGCCUCCACCGUCGAGGACCUCAUUCGAGCCGGCACUGACGCUUUCCUUGACACCUACCCUGCCGUGCGCCAAGCUGGAGGCAUUAGCUUGGUGGUGUCGGAGUGGAUGGGCUUCUAUUUAUUUCACGAGUGCAUGUUGCCCUCGGUGCUACGUGCCCGCGAUUUCUUUAAGGAAGUCAACACCGCGUUAAACGCAAACGUCGACGUGCAGAUGAUCCCGUCGCACGGACAGCUGCACGCUGCUCCAAUUUCGCUGAGACAAUACUAUGAAGAGUCCUUUGCGAGCUUCUGGGCAAAUGUGGAUGGUGUGCGGCUGGAGACGUUGGGGAAGCUGGAGUUUGAGCAGCACCUCGAGUCGGCGUCUCCGUUGGUGGAAGUGCUACCUCUUCGAUGCCUCUUACACGAGGGUGAAGUCUUCUGGGAGGGCUGUUUUGACACGUUGCAUGUGGAUGAGUUGGAAGAGGUGAAGGCAGCUCGCACCUUUCACUUUACCAACUCUGCCUUCGCACGGCGGCGGUUGCAGGAGGCAGGCAACCUUGUGCUGGACGGCUUCACGAUUUGGUUCGAGGUGUCGUUCGGGAAGCUCGUCCUAGACACCGCACCCACUGCCCCUCCCACACAUUGGAAGCAGACAACGGUGCUCCUGCCCCGCGAGGUGCGUGAAGGGGAAGUUGUGGCGUUCGAUAACGCUGACGAGGAUCUGGAGCUGACCCUUUGCCUCACCGCACAGGAUCUUUCCCAGCGCUACUACAAGAUUGAGUUUGAGCUCAACUGA